Aedes aegypti (yellow fever mosquito) is the source of this 1508-nucleotide messenger RNA. It is a transcript of the gene Gr39, whose product is annotated as gustatory receptor 68a. Gene Ontology annotation, biological process: sensory perception of taste. The record is from RefSeq and is a predicted model, not a curated record. The coding region runs from base 967 to 1266 and encodes 99 amino acids. NCBI's taxonomy places the organism in Eukaryota, Metazoa, Arthropoda, Insecta, Diptera, Culicidae. The transcript is spliced from 3 exons. Gene Ontology annotation, cellular component: dendrite; neuronal cell body; axon.
UCUUCUUACUUCUUCUAGGUUAACCUAGUGGUAGCCGGUCAUAGUACACGUAUCCUACAGGAUGGAGCUACACCACUUACUAGCGUAUCUGGCGAACACGACAAACAUAUUCGGUUUUACUUCGUUGAAAUUCAAUGCCCGCAUUGGUCAAUUUCAUGCCACAAGUUUUGGUCGACAAUUGUUUCAUACUGUUACAACUGGUGGAUUGUUGGCAUCGUUCACUGUAUAUGAAUUUUUCCAUUUCGAUGAUAUCUGGCCGGUGGACUACCGUGAUAGAUAUAGCAAGAUAGGGAACACCUGCUACUUCAUGGACUGCUCUAUUUAUAUUGUGCAACUUUUUUUCAUUAUGACGAUGAAUUUAUGUCGGCCGUACAGAUAUUUGAAGCUGUUCAAUCGAAUGCUGGUAGUGGAAUCAAAACUGAAAGUGCAUUUGUGUUAUCGACCCAACAUAAAAUGUAUGAUUUUGCUAACUAAAUUUAAGCAGUUACUCUUGGUGCUAUGUUACUUUGGAUGCAAUUGUACAAUGGUCAUGAUAAGAGGAGUGAUGCUAAAUUCUUGGGAUAUGUUGGAAUAUUCUUUGGCAUACAGUAGCAUGAUGGUAGCAGUCCAUAUGUACUCCACAUUAUCUUCUACAAUUGUAAGUGUGAUAACCGAUCGUUUUGGUUUUGUGAAUCAGGUGAUCGUGUCCAGUGCAACAUGUGUACAGUCAGAAAAAUCAAUACAUGAACUUCUCAUUAAAUGUUUUCAGUGCUUGGAUGAACUACAUGCUAUAACGGAAAUGUUUUCAGCUUGUUUCGGAGUGUGUCACAUGGUUUUUACUCUAACGGUUUUCUGUGAAACAACAUUACAGGCAUAUUUUCUUUGCCAAAGUUUGAUGCAUAGAGACUGAUUGAUUUUGUGAUUUACGUAUACAGCCUAUUGGUUGAUGUGCUAUGGGUUCUUUAUCAGUGGAUUAUUUUUAUUUUCAUGGUGACAGCAGUUGAAAAUCUGAAGAAACAGGCAAACGAAACGGCUCUUUGUACACGGCAUUUCGAUGACUACAGCAUGAAGAACACCAAAAUUACCAAGCAGAUCAACAAGUUUCUGCUGAAAAACUUACACCAAAAGAAAAAGUUUUCCGCCUACGGAUUCUUCGACAUCGAUAACAGUGUGAUUUAUACGGUAUUUAGCUCCAUCAUCACGUAUCUCGUGAUACUGAUACAGUUUAAACAACUGGAAAACGAUCUGACGCAAGAUGCUAAAAAUGGAAACGUUACGGAUGGCUGAUGGAAUGUAACAUCAACAAGUUAUGCACCAGAGAUGAGACUACAUUGAAAUGGAUCAGAAUAUGUUUUAAUUCUUAUUUCUGUGAUUCUGAUUAGAAAACAAUUCGAUAUUUGGUAAUGAAUAUUGCGGAUAUUAAAGUAUAUUCAAAUACACGGUUCAAAAAAAGUGAAAAUCUGUAUGGCACUGAUUGCAUAGAGGGGCAGAGUGCAGUUCAUUUUUAUUUUAUGAUAAAGGGUAAAAAU